Staurois parvus is the source of this 275-nucleotide messenger RNA. NCBI's taxonomy places the organism in Eukaryota, Metazoa, Chordata, Amphibia, Anura, Ranidae. The record is from the annotation of a GenBank genome assembly.
AUCAGCUGUGUCCAAUCACAGCUGAUCACUCAGAUCAUCAGGGCACUCAGUGUGCUCUGAUGAUCAGUGUGGCCCCAGAAGUGACACCUGUCAGUGCUCAUCAGUGCCAGUGCCACAUAUCAUUGCACAUCAAUGCCACAUAUCAGUGCCCCUCUGAGCUGCCUUUCAAUGUCACCCAUCAGUGCCAGUUAGUGCCACCUAUCAGUGCUGCCAAUCAGUGUCUCCUAUCAGUGCCAGUCAGUGCCGCCUAUCAAUGCCAUAUAUCGAUGCUGCCU